GCUGCGGCGCUGGGGCCGCCAUGUCGCCUUUGUCUGCGGCGCGGGCGGACCUGCGGGUCUGCGCGGCGGGGACGGCAGUGACCCUGGCGCCGCCGCUGCGUCGCUGCUGCGGGGGCUUCACCGAGCUAGCAGGUCCGCACGGAUGAAUGGACGUCCAACUGGCAAGGCAAGGCUCCCAGCAGACAAGCCAUGGAGAGUAAGAGUCUGGAAGGUCCCCAGGCAGACCUGAAGCUGGUGGCCCACCCCCGUGCCAAGAGCAAGGUGUGGAAGUACUUUGGCUUCGACACAGAUGCGGACGGAUGCAUCUUGCAGUGGAAGAGGAUCUACUGUCGCAUCUGCAUGGCGCAGAUCGCCUACUCUGGAAACACCUCCAACCUGUCCUACCACCUGGAGAAGAACCACCCCGAGGAGUUCUGCGAGUUUGUCAAGAGCAACACUGAGCAGAUGCGCGAGGCCUUCGCCACUGCCUUCUCCAGACUCAAACCGGAAGCAUCCUCCCUGCAGUCUGUACCGGACACCCUGGCCACCGCCACGGCCCCUGCCAAGGCCGGCCACAGCUACGAGAGCAAGAAGCAGCAGGAGCUCACAGCUGCCAUCCUGGGGCUCAUCUGCGAGGGGCUGUACCCAGCGUCCAUCGUCGAUGAGCCCACUUUCCGGGUGCUGCUGAGAACAGCCGACCCCAAGUACGAGCUCCCUAGCCGGAAAUUCUUCACCAGCAAGGCCAUUCCACAGAAAUACGGGGAGGUGCGGGAAGCCGUGCUCAAGGAGCUGGCUGAUGCCUCGUGGUGCGGCAUCUCCACGGACACGUGGAGGAGCCACAGCCAGAACCGAGCCUACGUGACGUUGGCGGCCCAUUUCCUGGGCGUGGGCUCCCCCAGUGGCCUGUCCAUGGGCUCUCGGUGCCUGAAGACCUUCGAGGUGCCGGAAGAUAACAUGGCAGAGACCAUCACCCGUGUGCUGUACGAGGCCUUCAUUGAGUGGGGCAUCAGCACCAAGGUCUUUGGGGCCACCACCGAUGCUGGGAGGGACAUGGCAAAGGCCUGCUCCUUGCUGGACAUCCCGGUGCAGAUGCCGUGCCUUGGCCAUGCCUUCGACGUGGCCAUCCGGCAGGCCUUCCAGUUGCCCAAGCUGGCCGGGCUGCUCUCCCGGUGCCGUAGGCUGGUGGAGUACUUCCAGCACUCGCCUGUGGCCAUGUGCAUCCUGUAUGAGAAGCAGAGGCAGCAGGGCGUGGCCACACCACCAUGCAUGCUUGUGAGUGACCGCGUGUGCUGGUGGGGCAGCACGCUGGCCAUGCUGCGGCGGCUCCAGGAGCAGCAGUUGGUUGUAGCGGCUGUGCUGGUGGAGGACAGCAACAACCACCACCUUAUGCUGGAAUCUGCUGAGUGGACCACUGUGGCGGGACUGGUGGACCUCCUGCAGCCCUUCCAGCAAGUGGCUGAGACACUGGCCACCUCCAGGUACCCAGCCAUCAGCAUGGUGAAGCCACUUCUGCACAUGCUCUUGAACAGCACGCUCAGUGCCAAGGACACGGACCCCAAGGAGAUCAGCAUGGCUAAGGAGGUCAUUGCCAAGGAGCUCUCCAGGACAUACCAGGACAGCCCUGAGGUGGACCUGUUCCUGAACGUGGCUACCUUCCUGGACCCACGGUACAAGCGGCUGCCCUUCCUGUCUGCUUUCAAGAGGCAACAGGUGGAGAACCGUGUGGUGGAUGAACUGAAGGGUCUUCUCGACAAGGCCCAGGAUGCCCACUUGGGGCCGACAGCAGCGGAGGACAAGGUCUACCCUGUACCUGAAGAGCCGCCAGCCAAGAAGCUCCCGCUGGCAUCCACACCCCCAUCCAGCACCGCCAUCCACGACCUGCUGGCUGAGAUCUUCUGCCCCGUGGACUGUGGGGAGGACCAGGAAGAGUGGCACGCCCAGGCUAUGGAGGAGCUGAGCAAUUUCAAGUCACAGAAGCUGCUCGGCCUCCACGAAGACCCCCUCAAGUGGUGGUCGGAUCGCCUGGCACUCUUCCCUGGCCUGCCCAAGGUGCUGCAGAAGUACUGGUGUGUGGCGGCCACGCGUGUCUUUCCUGAGCGCCUCUUUGGAUCAUCGGCCAACAUGGUCAGUGCCAAGAGGAACCGCCUGGCCCCCGCACAUGUUGAUGAGCAGAUCUUUCUCUAUGAGAAUGCCCGGAGCUCUGGGGCUGAGGGUGAACCCCAAGAUGAAGAUGAAGGCGAGUGGGGCUUGGACCAGGAGCAGGUGUUCCAGCUGGGGGAUGGCACCAAUGGCACCUUCUUUGGCAUCAGGGACACCAGCUUCUUAUAGGGACAAUGGUUUCCAAUCGCUUGAGAACUGCAAUGAAUUCAUCUUGAAAAGUCUUGUGGGAGUUGGCAGUAAGGCCAUGAGGUUCUGGAUUCGUCUGUCUGGGAAGGGUCUUUAUGUUUGAUUCUGUGUCUUGACUAAUGGGUCAGAUUAAGAUUUUCUGUGUCUUCAUGAUUCAGUUUUGGUAGUGUGUGUGGCCCGGGGGGGGGGGGGGGAUGCUUCCACUCUAAAUCUUGACUCGGCUGGCUCCAUGUUGAUUCAGAGACAAUGCACGGCAUGUGAACUGAGACAGGUGAGAAGAAGGAAGAAGGGCAUGGCCCUGAGCAUCUUGGAGCCCACAAAACGAAUUUUCCUCUGUGGGUUUCUCCUUAUCCUUGAGACUCAGGAGAUUAGCUCUGCACCCAGUUCCUGUCUGGCAGUUGCAAAUCCCAAACCAGAGCACACAGAAUGUUUUUCCUCCAUGCAAUUCAUGUUCUUCCUGGGAGGGCUUUUGUUGCAGCCCUGGGCAUGGUGGAUGAAGGGGAGGAAUGCCCGGAGCUCAGGUUGGGACACAAGGAACCGCCCCCAAGCAUUGGUUAUCACACAUGAGCUUACUGCACGUGCACAUCUUCCUUGAAAGCACGAGGCUGCUUCCUGUGUAAACUUGGACAAGAUUCUUUAAUUGCCACGUGCAUCUCUUAUAAACCCCCAGGUUUUAUGGUUGUUGGUGAGAAAUGUUAAUGAGCAUAAAAUGCACACAUUUGGGUAAAAAAAUGUUGUCGUGUGUGGGAUAUCUCUGGUCGUACUGCCUGCAAAUGGUCAUCUCAUGUUGGCCAAAUAUUUGCUUUGUAGACUGUGCCGGCCUGUAGCACAAAGAACCGUGUUUCCUGAAACAGAGUGGGAAUGCGGGGACAAGGACACAAAGAAUGGAGCCAAGACAAAUCCUGAUCAAGGCUCAUUUAUUCAACAAGUCCAGUAGUAUUUAAACAUGACCAGUUGUACACAAGAAGGCACACAGAGGAUUUACAUAUCUAAAAUUCUUUUGGGGUUACAAAGAGUUCCCAAAGAGUUCCCGAUGAAGUUCUUCUGCUUAACAGAUCACAAGAUGUUAUCAAUCAUUGAUUCCAAUGGCAUAAUAAAACACCUAGGUAAUAAA
Molecule: messenger RNA, 3439 nt
Organism: Lepus europaeus (European hare)
Lineage: Eukaryota; Metazoa; Chordata; Mammalia; Lagomorpha; Leporidae
Product: E3 SUMO-protein ligase ZBED1-like
Exons: 2
Coding region: 190-2307 (705 amino acids)
Molecular function (GO): protein dimerization activity; DNA binding
Source: RefSeq, a predicted model, not a curated record